Molecule: messenger RNA, 1074 nt
Organism: Sinocyclocheilus grahami
Lineage: Eukaryota; Metazoa; Chordata; Actinopteri; Cypriniformes; Cyprinidae
Product: apelin receptor B
Exons: 1
Coding region: 91-1074 (327 amino acids)
Biological process (GO): immune response; G protein-coupled receptor signaling pathway; calcium-mediated signaling
Cellular component (GO): external side of plasma membrane; membrane
Molecular function (GO): C-C chemokine receptor activity; C-C chemokine binding
Source: RefSeq, a predicted model, not a curated record
AAUCACAUUCUGACCUGAGUACACCACAAGCUAAUUCUCUGUGAUCAUUUAGAUCGCUGAUACUUUAAACACUGAAAGAUCUUUGGAGGAAUGAAUGCCAUGGACAACAUGACUGCUGACUACAGCCAAGACGACUACGACGAGGCAGUAAACAACUCAAUGUGUGACUUUGACGAGUGGGAACCGUCAUAUUCGCUGAUUCCUGUGCUCUACAUGCUCAUCUUCAUCCUGGGCCUCACUGGAAACGGUGUGGUCAUCUUCACCGUAUGGAGGGCCCAGUCCAAACGGAGAGCUGCGGACAUCUACAUUGGAAACCUGGCUCUUGCUGACCUGACCUUUGUGGUGACCCUGCCUCUGUGGGCCGUCUACACCGCCCUGGGAUACCACUGGCCCUUUGGCGUGGCCCUCUGCAAGAUCAGCAGCUACGUGGUGUUGCUCAACAUGUACGCCAGUGUCUUCUGCCUCACCUGCCUGAGCCUGGACCGCUACAUGGCCAUCGUUCACUCCCUCACCAGCACACAGCUGCGGACCAGAGGACACAUGCGGGCCUCGCUGGCCACCAUCUGGCUCCUCUCAGGUGUGCUGGCUGCACCCACCCUGCUGUUCCGCACCACGUUGUACGACGCCGAGACCAACCGUACCUCCUGCGCCAUGGACUUCAACCUGGUGGUGAGCAAACCAGGCCAAGAGCCCUUUUGGAUCUCCGGCCUCAGCAUCUCCUCCACCGCUCUUGGCUUUCUGAUCCCCCUUCUGGCCAUGAUGGUGUGCUACGGAUUCAUCGGCUGCACUGUCACACGUCACUUCAACAGCUUGCGCAAGGAGGACCAGCGCAAGCGUCGCCUGCUCAAGAUCAUCACCACAUUGGUGGUGGUGUUUGCUGCAUGCUGGAUGCCCUUCCACGUUGUGAAGACCAUGGAUGCCCUUUCGUACCUGAACCUGGCUCCUGACUCCUGCACCUUCCUGAACCUCCUUCUGCUGGCCCAUCCCUACGCAACCUGCCUGGCGUACGUCAACAGCUGCCUCAACCCGCUCCUCUACGCCUUCUUUGACCUCCGCUUCCGCUCCCUGUGUUAA